Molecule: messenger RNA, 869 nt
Organism: Apis laboriosa (Himalayan honeybee)
Lineage: Eukaryota; Metazoa; Arthropoda; Insecta; Hymenoptera; Apidae
Exons: 3
Coding region: 251-796 (181 amino acids)
Source: RefSeq, a predicted model, not a curated record
AAGUAUAUAGAACCAUAGUGUUUCAUGUAAUGAUAUAUUAAUGUAUUGAUAAUAACGUAUUUACUGUUAUGCUUCUUAUUUGUUUUUUGUAUAACAAAAUAGACAAGUGAUAAUAGAAUCAAAUAUAUCAUUGUAUAUUUUAAAAAAGUUUAAUUUCUAACAUAAAUAAUGUACAUAUUAAUGAAUUUUUUUAAAAUAUAUAUAGAAUUAUUCUCAUGAAAAGUCAAAUAUUGUUUUCUAAUUAAUAACAAUGAAUGAGAUGAAUACAAGUGUUACAAAUUCAAUAACAUCUGGCAUGUUGCUUGAUAAUGUUCAAAAUUAUACUAAUACAAUGACAAAUGCAUCAAAUGAAAUAUCUGAAACAUAUAUGAAUUCUACAGAAGAAAAUGGAAAUAUUCAAUUAUGGAAUGUUUCUAAGACCAUAACGUCAUUGCCCAAUAGUACAGUAAUUUCCUUUGAAGCUUCAAGUACCAAUAUAUAUGUAUCUACAACAACAGAAAUUUUUGAUGAAUUUGGACCUCCAGAUGGAAUAGAAUACAUUUUUGUACCACUUGGUGUAGUGGUCUUUGUUAUUAUAUUAUCAGCUGUGGUAUGGGUAAUAAUUAUAUCAAGGAAAAGAAAAUUGGAACGUUUAAGACACAGACUUAUGCCAAUGUAUAAUUUUGAUCCUGGUGAAGAAGAAGAAGAUGAUUGGGAAACUGAAUUAUUAGAAGAAUGUUACAAUAAUCAUCAGAGACGUCAAGGAUAUCAAUCUAUGGAUACAGAAGAAAGUGCUGAACUCUUUGGAAAUCAUUGACAAAGCAUUUAUAAUAGUUUAAAAACUUUGUAUUACUUACAAUUGUCUUAGAUUAAAAAUCACAUUUAGUAGA